This is a messenger RNA of Soboliphyme baturini, 1185 nucleotides long. NCBI's taxonomy places the organism in Eukaryota, Metazoa, Nematoda, Enoplea, Dioctophymatida, Soboliphymatidae. The record is from the annotation of a GenBank genome assembly.
AUGCUGAACAAGACCGUGGAGCUGAAUGUCGACUGCCAGGAUUCGGUUGGAUGCACACCUUUGUUUUACGCGGUUGAACUUGGGCACCUGUCAUGCGUGAAGAUACUGCUUGACAGCGGCGCUUCGCCGAAUCUCCAGGACAAGAACCUUCGCACGGCCGCCCACCACGGCGCUUGUAAGGGGCAGUUGAAAUGCCUGAUGCUGCUCAGGAAGUACGGUGUCAGUUUCGACAUGGAGAACUCCAUAGGCGAGCUCGUCUUACACGAAGCCGUACGUUCCGGCAGUACAGAACUUGUCGAUUGGUUACUGCACACGUACGACAACGUAAAUGUGUACAAUCGAAGUGGGCGAUCAGCUUUGCACAUCGCUGUCAAGCAAGUGAAAAUGCCAAUCAGCACAACGGACAGCGACGUGCAAACCGACAGUCCGGCUUUCGAACAUGUCAGCAUAGACGCCACCCUAGACGAGGACCCACAUAAGACGUUUCGGCUGGAAAACUGUAAAGACCAAUCAAAUCAGACAGUGGCGACGGAAAACAAAGAUGAAGAGGUUAGCUGCAACCUCACCAAAGACGACGGAAAUGAUAUGGGGCUUGUUGAGGAGGAAAGGAGUUUGGAAGCUCGAGAGGCGAUCCUGGAAGCAGAGGAGAAAGAGAACUUCGACGAAAGAUCAAAAGGCGAAUUGGCGUUGUCAGCGUCCUCAGUGUCCGUUGAAAAGCCGGUGUCACAUGAAGAGCUGGUUCAGAAUUCCGAAGACCUGAGAAAUCUGAUCGACCGGUUUUACCCAAAGGAGCAACACCAGGCAAUCAACGAGUCACUAAUCAACGAAAUAUACGUUUCUCAGUGUCUGUCUGCUGAGAAGCAGUUUAGCGAGGAAAAUGAGGGACUGUCUACAAGCGAAGCUGAUGUAGACGAAUUCGGCCUGCGGAGACGAACCAGGAAACUGAGGUUUAAGGAACCUGUGAUCGAAACCCUAGAAUUCACCAGAAACGACGAUAUUGAGUCACACACUUCCGCUGAGCUGUUCAAUCUGAAGCAUCUGCAAAUACAGUACGGCAACGUUCAGGAAAGCACGCUGGUGCGACAGAUAUCUGACGAAUUUUUCAAAUCCAUCCAGAAAUCAAAGCCGGCUUCGUUCAAAAUCCGAACGUUUCGAGAAUGGGAAAACUUCCUUUAUAGUAAGUGA